AUGGUGAGGGGCGGCGACAGCGACUGCAGGGGGAGGCGCGUGGUGGCCGGGGUGAUGGUAGCUGGUGGGCGUGCCGAAGCCGGGAGGCGCGGCGGUGGGCGGAGGCGGGACACACAACUUGAACAGGAGCUUGCCAGCUCUGGAAAAUCAGUGUUCCAUGUUCUUUGCUCCCACUGCUCCGUGACCUUCGACCUUCGACCAUUUUUUUAUAGGGAAAAACGAAAGAUUACGUAA
This is a messenger RNA of Acanthoscelides obtectus, 234 nucleotides long. Lineage: Eukaryota; Metazoa; Arthropoda; Insecta; Coleoptera; Chrysomelidae. The record is from the annotation of a GenBank genome assembly.